GUUCGCUCAGUUUUAGUUUCAGUUCGAGUUCAUUAUUGCGUGUAUUUCAUUUAGUGGUUUCCUCCACCAAAUGUUUUCCAUUUUCCUUUCUAAUCGUAUUUUGUGUAAUUUUUUCUGGCUGCUGAACGAGUGAGGCUUAGAACUAUAAACUCAUACCCAGUUGAAUUCUAGACUUGUGUACACUUGUACUGAACUUUGCAUUCCUUUUUUUAUUCGUUUUGUCCAGCGAUCUUAUAGUACAUUAGUGCUUCCUCUGCUUAUUUUAAGUGUUAUCUGUGUUAUUUUGCUAUCAAAAUUCAAGAGUACAAAGAAACUCAUUCAACAAUUAAACAGUUUCCUUUGUUUUAAACAGAACAAAAGUGAAUUAAUUUUCUUGACAAAAGUAAGACACAAAGAUGGCUAUUAAACUUAUGCGUAUCUCAUCAUUAUCGCAGCUGCUGCUGAUUACAAUUAUCUCUCUGGGAAUCCUUGGUGCUGCAGUUUAUGCCACAGACUCAAGUGCCGUAAACAUCGAUGAACUUAAAAACCAAAUUCCCCCUGAAUUGGCCAAUGGUAAUCUAACUGACAAAGCAAAGAAUCUCUUCAAGGACAAAUGUCGUAAAAUCGCUGGCAACGAUACGGGAGACGAGGCUUUUGCUAGCCUAGAACAGGGCAUCGCUACUGCCAUUGAAUGUGUCACAGGUAUCGUCAAUAUGUCUGCGAUUCAGAUGGAAAUCGAAAGUGCCCGUCCAACUGGCGACCUGGACGUCGUCUUUAACAAAUACUGCAAGAAACGUCCUGAUGCUUUGGGCUGUCUCCAAAACUUAGUUCAUAAGUUUGAGCCUUGCCUAGAGCAAGACGAGAGGAAUAACACCGAUGUCCUAAUGCAUAUUUUUGAGUCACUCCUGAACUUUGUGUGUCAUAAGGGUGGUGAUCAAAUUGCCUUGUUCAUUGCCGAACGUGGUCCCGAGUGUCUCGAGUCUAAAAAAGAACAAAUUCAACGUUGCAUGAACAGCACUUUCGGCGAAUACGUUCCCAAGGAUAGUGUUGAAAACAUAGAAACUCUACCCAAGUUUAUUAUUGGACCAAAACAAUGCGACGAUAUCCAGAAUUUGAGUGACUGUGUCACCAAGGAGUUGGAAAAAUGCGAAGAAAUAACCCCUGCUAACAUUGUGGAGUCUAUGUUCCGUUUUAUCAAGAACGCGACGAUUUGUCGUAACGAGGUGUCAACUGCUCAUCAAAAAUCGAACGUCUCAUCGUCGUCAUCGACUUUGUCAGGCGUGCUAACUUUGCUCUUGGCAGCCGUCGCCAUCUCCAUCGCCACAACCACACAACGACGAACAUAGUUAGUCACAUCAGGAAUGGGAGGGGAGGAUGGUACGCCUUCAAUUUGCUUAAUCUUUAGUACCUAACAAUCAAUACUAUUCUAUAUUUAUAUCAUUAUACAAAACAAUGUACUUCGCUGCGGAUCGAGAUCGAUGCUUCUAAAAUAUGGAUAAUUUUUUUUUCAACAACAAUUGUGGUGGAUUCGAACGAUAGGUACAAAUGGUAGAGAAAUGGCUGAUCUAAAAAAGUAUCCUUAAACGAUGGCAUUAGCAGUAGCAUAUAAACAAAUCGAAUAAAGACAACAUACACUUAGAAUGAAUAUAAAAGAUAAAUCAAAAUGAAGCAACAACAUAACAAACCAAUUUAAAUUUUUAAUUAGCAACAUUAAUAAAACGAUGCAAUUUAGAAUUAAAGAAAACGAAAACUGAAAAUAUGAUUUUUACAUAAUGUACGAGUAGCUGUAUACUUGUAGUUUUAAUUUGGUAAUUUGUAAACAAAAUAUAAAUGUGAAUGUAUAAAAAAAUAUUAAAGACUAUUUAAUAUAAAUAAAAGAUAAGUGACACAUAA
This is a messenger RNA of Eupeodes corollae, 1872 nucleotides long. Its product is annotated as 27 kDa hemolymph protein-like. Bases 396 to 1325 code for a protein of 309 amino acids. The transcript has 2 exons. NCBI's taxonomy places the organism in Eukaryota, Metazoa, Arthropoda, Insecta, Diptera, Syrphidae. The record is from RefSeq and is a predicted model, not a curated record.